AUCAUUUCCAAUCCCUCUCAAUUCUCAACCCAGUAUUAGAACCUCUCUCUCUCUCUCUCUCUCUCUCUCGAUACUCAGAAACCUAAUCCCCGUAUCGGCCAUUAAACCCAGAAACUGAGCGUUAAACCCAUUUUCCUCAAGGUCCCCUCUAUUUUCACUUCUCCCCUAAUAUAUAUUUCCCGAGAUUUCUUUCCCAAACCACCCCACUCUCCUUCCCUAUCUAUUACCACUCUAGCAACCAUGGAUCGCCGCGAAGGCCAAGCCACCACAGCGACACCAAGCUCGAAGACUGAAGUUCCCGUCGUCGAAGACCCAGAAAAAGACGUCCAAUUGCCAAACUCAAUGGCUAUUCAAACCCUUCCAUCACCUUCAAAACCUCGUCGGAGUCAUGACGUUUUCUUAAGUUUUAGAGGUGAAGAUACCCGAAAAAACUUCACCGAUCACCUUUACACAGCCUUGGAUCAAGCCGGAAUUCGCACCUUCCGAGAUGACAAUGAGCAGCUUCCAACAGGGAAUGACAUAUCUACCGAACUGCUCAAUGUAAUACAAGGAUCAAGGAUUUCUAUUGUGAUUUUCUCCAAAAACUAUGCUUCCUCCACUUGGUGCCUUAACGAGCUUGUGGAGAUAGUUCACUGUAAGAAUACCAUAGGCCACACUCUUAUUCCUAUUUUUUAUCACGUGGACCCCUCGGAAGUCCGAAAACAGACUGGGACUUUUGAGAAAGCAUUUGCUAAGCAUGAAGAGCAGUUUCACACCGAUAUGAAGAGGGUGGGGAGGUGGAGACAAGCUCUUACCGAAGCUGCGAACUGUUUCGGCUUGGAUCUGAAGAAUGCAAACGGGUAUGAAGCAAGGCUCGUCCAGAAGAUCCUUAAAGACGUUUCGCGUAAGAUGUCAUCAAAACGUUGGGAGUCGCGGGAAUGCAACUGUGGUACAAAAACAUAUCUAACGACUUCAUAUACCAAAGACAAUCUGGGAAGGCGGUUUUUUGGAUGCUCUCGAUAUAAAGAAAGAUCACGUUGCUCUUUUUUUGAAUGGUUUGACCCUCCUAUUUGUGCACGCGGCGGCAAGCUUAUACUUGAUAUGAGAAAAAGGAUUAAGAGUUUGGAAGAACAACUUCGUAAGCAAGCGGCAAAAUUAAGGCGUGCACGUGUCCGUUUAAUUGUGUCAUAGGGCUUAUAUGUUGCACUUGUAUGUGUUCUUUUUAUAUUACCUAGAGGAAUUAAUCCACUAUCUUCGCCCUUUUAGUAACAAUGUUUGAGAAAACGUGGCCGGCUGUGGCCACAAGAUUCAUCCACUAUAAUCCUAUUUCUAAUAUAUAGAAUAUAUAGACGACUUUUUUUACGUAGUAACUUUUGUAUAUGAGCU
Messenger RNA from Alnus glutinosa, 1365 nucleotides. Its product is annotated as disease resistance protein RPV1-like. The transcript has 4 exons. The record is from RefSeq and is a predicted model, not a curated record. Gene Ontology annotation, biological process: signal transduction. The coding region runs from base 241 to 1170 and encodes 309 amino acids. NCBI's taxonomy places the organism in Eukaryota, Viridiplantae, Streptophyta, Magnoliopsida, Fagales, Betulaceae. Gene Ontology annotation, molecular function: zinc ion binding.